CUAACUCCACAUUCCUCCUCUGCGUCCGUCUCUCUGACUCCUGGAGCAGAAACGUCUGGACGGAGAGGAAGAGCUUAGGAAGUGGACUUCUUGGCAUCUCUACACCCAGAGGAUCACUGAAUGUUUUGGAUUUCAGGGGUUUGAACCUGAACUGAACGCCGGAGUCUUCCUCACUCCUCUUCGCUGCCAUGGUCUUUCUGCUGGUUUCUCUGACUGUGCUGCAUUUGGUCACCUUGGCCUUGCUUCUCAUCGCCACGCUGGAGAAGUCGUGGUGGGUUUGGGCUGAAUCGGAGAUCACUGACCUCUGGUACAACUGCUUCCACGAUAAUGCAACCAAAACCUGGCUGUGUGCCACCACCAGCGAAAGCGACUGGCUGCAGUCCGUCCAGGCCCUCAUGAUCCUCUCGGUGGUCUUCUCCUCCAUCUCCUUCCUGGUGUUCCUGGCUCAGCUCUUCACCAUGUCCAGAGGAGGCCUCUUCUACUUCACAGGCCUCUGCCAGGCCUUCGCAGGUUUCACGGACUUCGCAGCCUGCCUCAUCUUCACCUUCCACAGAAAAGAGAUCCUGAACGACUCCAGAGACCUGAGCAGAGGACGCUUCGGGUACUGCUUCAUCCUGGCCUGGCUGUGCGUGCCCCUCCUCCUGGUGAGCGGCGUGCUCUACGUCCACUUACGGAAGAAGCAGUGAGACGCGCCACAACGGGAGAAGCAGGAACGGGAAACGCCUUCCGCCAAAACCGAGAGAGUGAAAGACGCCUUUAAUUCACACGCUUGUGUUUUUCCCUCCGACUCGGUUUCCACCCUUCAGUAGUUUGUGAGACAUGAAAUCAUCCCGCCGGCAUGCGGCUCCGACAAACACUUCAUUGUGACACAUCGAGACAACUCCAGCUAAUAAGAGCUCACUUGUACUGAAGGAUCAAAAUCUCAUAUCCAAGUGUUACAUGAAGGACUCAAACAGCAGAUAAUAAACACGUCUCUAUGUUUACUCACCGACUCAGAUCACUGUGUGGAGCUCAAAUCAUCUGUUUGUGUAUCCAGAACUGUAAACGUGUUUGCUUUUUUUUUUUUUUUUAAAGGCAAAACUGUAAGUGGUUUUAUGAGAUGUUUGACUUUCAGGAGAUAAUAAAAGACGUUG
Salarias fasciatus (jewelled blenny) is the source of this 1133-nucleotide messenger RNA. RefSeq names its product epithelial membrane protein 3a (MAM blood group) (gene emp3a). Gene Ontology annotation, cellular component: plasma membrane. The record is from RefSeq and is a predicted model, not a curated record. NCBI's taxonomy places the organism in Eukaryota, Metazoa, Chordata, Actinopteri, Blenniiformes, Blenniidae. The coding region runs from base 189 to 686 and encodes 165 amino acids. The transcript has 5 exons.